Molecule: messenger RNA, 2873 nt
Organism: Varanus komodoensis (Komodo dragon)
Lineage: Eukaryota; Metazoa; Chordata; Lepidosauria; Squamata; Varanidae
Product: cytosolic phospholipase A2 epsilon-like
Exons: 21
Coding region: 1-2520 (839 amino acids)
Biological process (GO): glycerophospholipid catabolic process
Cellular component (GO): cytosol
Molecular function (GO): calcium ion binding; calcium-dependent phospholipid binding
Source: RefSeq, a predicted model, not a curated record
AUGGGAUCACCUGCUGCUUUCCCUCAGUUUCUAUACAGCAAAACAAAAUCAAUGGGCACCCUAGAAACGCAGUGGAUGCAGGAACAUACUGUGCAGCAAGGUGCUGAAUGUAAGCAUGCAGAAUCACCAUGUUCUAUUCUUACUGUAAGAAUUAUACGAAUGCGAAAUCUUUCCCGGGAAGAUUAUUUAAGUGAAACAGAUUGUUAUGUGACCUUGUGGCUGCCUACUGCCUCGUCUGAAAAGGUUCGAACUAAAACGGUCAGGAACUGCAAAGACCCUGUGUGGAAUGAAAUGUUUUACUUCAGGAUCCAGAGUCAGGUUAAGAAUGUCUUGGAAUUGGCUGUAUGUGAUGAAGAUGUCAUUCGAGAUGAUGAUUACUGUAUCAUUUUAUUUGACAUAGCUAAAGUCCCUCUAGGAGAAACCAUCUUUAUGAAAUUUGAAUUGAAUCCCCAUAAACAUGAAGAAUUGGAGGUUGAAUUUACCCUGGAGAGCAUAUGGGGUCCACCUGAAAAAAUAAUAACUAAUGGAGCAGUGGUGUGCCGUGAAUGUUGCUCAUUGGAGGUUCAGGUGGACCUUAAGAAAAAGAAGAAAAAGUAUUUUAAACAACAACAUGUCAAGUGUACAUUGAAAGGAUCCUUUGAAGAGACCCAAAAUACUUUGCUAGCCUGUACCUCCAGGUUACAUUUCACGGAGCCUGCUGUCUUCCACUUUGCCAAGCAUAAUCAAGGAGUACUGGAUAUUCUACUUCCAAGGAAGCGACCACUAGUUUCCUUGUGUGCUUGUGUGUCUUGUGGAGCAAAUGUACCAAGAAACAUGAAUGUGACUCUGCCUGUGAAUGCAUUUCCCAUCAAUCAGGAAGUAAUAAAAGAGGACAAAGAAUGCAAUUUACAGUUCAAAGUAAAGAACUGCACAUCAGGGCCAGAUAUACGCUUGGGCUUUGAUCUCUGCCCAGAAGAAAAGGAAUUCCUACAGAAACGGAAGAAAGUAGUUGCUGCUGCUUUGAAAAGAGUCCUUCAGCUUGAGGAAGAUCUGCAGGAUGAUGAGGUGCCUGUGGUGGCAAUUAUGACAACUGGUGGUGGGAUGAGAGCCCUUACAGCAUUGUAUGCCCACUUGCUGAUUAUGCAGAAGUUAGAUGUUCUGGACUGUGUGUCCUACUUCAGUGGUUUAUCUGGCACAACCUGGACAAUGUCCAAUCUAUAUAAUGAUCCCAACUGGUCACACAAGGAUUUGGAAGUGCCACUCCUGGAUGCCAAAAAACAUAUGAAUAAAAACAAGUUCUUUGCCAGUUUUGCCCCAGAACGCCUGAAAUACUAUGUAAAGGAGCUGCGGCAGCGGUCUCAAGAAGGACACAUUAUAUCAUUUACAGAUCUCUGGGGACUCAUUAUUGAGGCCAUGCUACAUGAUGGGGAAGUUCAUCAGAAACUCACAGAUCAGAAGCAGGCAUUGAAUCAUGGCCAGAACCCUCUGCCUGUAUACCUUUGCCUCAAUGUCAAAGAGAAAGUAAACAGUCGGGGGUUUAGAGAAUGGCUGGAGUUCACUCCGUAUGAGGUGGGGUUUCAAAAAUAUGGAGCCUAUAUCCGUGCUGAACAUUUUGGCAGUGAAUUCUUCAUGGGCCAUUUGAUGAAGAAAAUCCCAGAAUCACGGAUCAGCUUCUUGGAAGGUAUCUGGAGUAGUGUAUUUUCUGUGAAUCUGAUGGAUGCGUGGUUUCAGGCUGUUAGUGAAGAGGAUUUUUGGCAGAUAUGGACCCGAGACAGAGUAACUGACAUUGAUGAGUAUUUUCAUUACAUGCAGGCAUAUAAACUACCAACUCGUAUGCAGAGUCCUCCAGACAGCCUUGCCAAUGUUUUUCAAGAUAUAAUUACGUGGCGUCCUGCAGUUUCAGUAGUCCCCAAUUUUUUGAAAGGCUGCCCAAUGCACAACAAGUAUCUAGAGAGUGAAUUUUCAAACUGGAAAGACUGUGACCUUGACAGUUUUCCUAACCAGCUAACAGGGGCAGAAGAUUUCCUGUAUUUGAUAGAUAAUGCAUUUGCCUUGCAAAGUAGCUAUCCACCACUCAUGAGGCCUGAGAGAAACGUAGAUCUCAUCAUACAUUUAAAUUACAGUACAGGAUCACAGUUGGAGGCUCUGAUAGAAGCUUCUGAAUAUUUCUCAGAACAAGGAAUUCCAUUUCCAAAAAAUGUCCCAAGCAAAGAAGAAGAAAAAGAGUUAAAAGAAUGCUACUUGAUAGGCGAACAAGAAGGUGCUGAAAUUCCAUUAGUGCUUCUUUUCCCCUUAGUUGCCAGCUCCUUCAGAGAGUACAAAGCACCUGGUAUAAAACGUAGUCCUGAGGAAACGGCAGAUGGCAUUAUUGAUAUGACUAGUGUCUUUUCUCCUUAUGAUAUAAAUACGUUGCGCUAUUCUGAGGAGGAUUUUGAAAAGCUGGUAAAACUGAGUCAGUACAACAUAGAAAACAACAAAGAUAUGAUAAUUAAUGCUUUGCGUAUAGCUGUAGAACGGAAAAGGCAAACUGAAAAAAGUUAGCAGCUUCAUCCAUGGUUAUAAUAUCUGAAUUUUAUAACAUAAAUAGACUCAAACCUUUCACAUACUGUCCAGCUUUAUGAAAUAAUAGAAGCACCUUAUUCCAGAAGGAAAGUAAAACUAAUCAAAAGGUAUUAAAGACAUGGCCCAAUUUGUUCUAACUGGACAAUAUAAUAAUGUAAUAAAAAGAUGAAACAAAUGUAAACACAGAACUAUUAUUUUAAUUAUUAUAGUUAGCACAGGUAUCUUGUUCUGUAAUAUAUGCAUGCAGAACUUGUCUCCUGGAAGCCUCCUGAAGUGCUUUGAACAUGUUAUGGCAAAAAUACACUAUGAAUAAAACUUCUUGUGGCUUACAA